GUGUCCUGGAUGGAGGCCAGCAGGGUUAGUGAUCCUCUCCCACCUCUCUCCUGCUCCCUCUCACCCCACAAACUUCGUUUUUUCCCAGCUUUGAAAGAGGAGUACAGCCACCACACAACUUUUCAGACUUUUCAACGACACUUUGACCUUCUGAUUUCAAACAUAUUUUGGUUAGAAAUUGGACUCCAGUUCCUGAAGUUGGAUUUUUAGUCCUUUGUGCUCAUUUUCCGGCUUCCGGUUUGUAUCUUUUCACCGUUUCUAAUUUGGGUGUUUUUCACCCCCCUGACUGUGUUUCAUUUCUGUCAGGUACAAUGGCUCUUGGAGUGCUUAAUUCGCAAGUUAAAAAUUCCCUGAGUGGGAGUGUAUUUUUCGACCGCGGUUCUAUAGCGGAACAGGAACCUCCGCCUCCACUCCGCAGCUACCUUUGUUUGACUAUUUUCACCUGCUUUUGUCCUGCAUACCCUGUCAACAUUGUGGCAUUGGUCUUCUCUAUAAUGUCUAGGAACAGCUAUUAUCAGGGUGACUAUGAUGGGUCGAGGCGCCUGGGCAGGAACGCUCUCUAUGUCGCUGUUGCCUCCAUCAUUAUCGGCCUUGUCAUCAUCGCUGUCUCCUGCAUCGUUCAUUUUACCACUAUGGACUUUUAGUGCUGUGACAGUGGAGAGAGGGGGAGAAGAGAAAUAAGACAGUUGAACAGAAAACUGUGGAUGAUGAUGUCUGGAUGGGCUCAGGUGGUCGGUUCAAACGAUACCAUCUGCCAAUGAAAGGACUAUGACUCGCCUCAUGUUUACUUAAAUCUGUGCAUCACUUCCUCUCAUGUCUACUGCUCUUCAUAUGGACAAUCAGGGAUUAUAAAAUCAAGUGAGCGUGUACAUUUUGGUGUUUAAUGUCUAUGAUUCUUUGGCAGCUUUUGAUACAUGUUUAGAGAAUCCAGGGUGUACAGCAAGUUUUGUUAGGCUGUGACCCCAAUGUGAGAAAAGUAUUUAUUUUGUCUGUUGUUUUUUGCUCAAAUCAUUGCUAGAUGACAGUAAACUGUGUAUAACUUAAUUAAAAUACCUAUCCAUAAAAAUAA
This is a messenger RNA of Epinephelus lanceolatus (giant grouper), 1069 nucleotides long. Its product is annotated as transmembrane protein 233. Gene Ontology annotation, cellular component: membrane. NCBI's taxonomy places the organism in Eukaryota, Metazoa, Chordata, Actinopteri, Perciformes, Serranidae. The record is from RefSeq and is a predicted model, not a curated record.